Molecule: messenger RNA, 2100 nt
Organism: Prosopis cineraria
Lineage: Eukaryota; Viridiplantae; Streptophyta; Magnoliopsida; Fabales; Fabaceae
Product: protein TPX2
Exons: 18
Coding region: 212-1756 (514 amino acids)
Biological process (GO): mitotic spindle assembly; activation of protein kinase activity; regulation of mitotic spindle organization
Cellular component (GO): nuclear microtubule; mitotic spindle
Molecular function (GO): microtubule binding; protein kinase activator activity
Source: RefSeq, a predicted model, not a curated record
UGUUUAAUAUAAUACGAAGUAAUCUGAGCCUGAAAUUUGAUAAAACCAUUUAAAACCCCUCGGAACCCAUCUCGCUACAGUGUGAGUGCCGGCCUGGGACCGCGCAUCGUCUUCUUUAAUCGGUUAGGGACUGAUUUGGAGCUCCGCAACCGACGCGGAGUCAUCCUGCUGGUGAUACAUUUCUGUUGCUUGGGGGAGAGGGGCACGAGAAAUGGAGGAAGAUAUGGAAAUAGAGCACGUCUUCGUUGCUCAUGAAAUAGACCUCGAUUACGAGUUCGACGCGGCUCGCUUCUUCGAUUUCACUCGACCGGAGACUUCUGCCGAAGCUCAUCAAGCAGAAAUUUGGUUCGAAACCGCUGGAAGCUACCCUCCUUCACCUUUUGUGGCGAAGCUUGUAAUGGGAGAGGACGUUCUCAUGGACAAUGCGAAUGCCUUACCGAAAUCCAAACAUCUGGAGUACGCAAGUUUGAUGGAUGAUAGCAAUGUUAGUGUUCCGUCGGCGAUGGAAUACUCUGAGCCUGAUAUUGACAAUAAAGUGGAUGUGAAAGAAGGUGGCAAUAUCUCCGGCGUAUUGGGUGGAAUUCUACAAAAUGUUGCUAUGGAACCAUUACGAGUAACUUCAGGAUUUACCUUUUACAGUAAGAGUAAGACAGCCUGGGACAAUUUGAAUUCUAAGGCUAAAUCAGCUGCCUCAAAGAGAUCAACAUUGAUGAAACCUACUGCCAGUCAGUUGGCUAAGCAAAAUCGUCCUCCCCAAAUUGUUGGCUCCAGAUUUCAGAAGCUGCCAGGACUUAACGAUGAAAAGAGUGUAUCAUCUAUUGCUUCUGGGGUAGAAAGUCAAGCUGCCAAGCGGCAGAAACUGGAUUGUGGGCUAUUACGCAAGGUUGCUGAUGUGAAGCACCAAACUAAUUUUUUCCACAAGGCACCCAAGACGGUUGUAACUGUUGAACAGAAUGCUGCACCAGCCAAGCUGAAGCUUACUAUUCCAUUAGAACCUGAGCUUGAAACAGCCCAAAGAGCACAAAGGAUUAGGCCUAAAAAUGCCGCAGUGACAGAGCAUGCAGCAGUGGCUGUCCAUAGAUUCAAAGCACGCCCUUUAAACCGAAAAAUUCUUGAAGCUCCUUCUUUACCACUUCCCAAAAGGAGCACUCCACGGUUGCCUGAAUUUCAAGAAUUUCACCUGAAGACAUCAGAGAGGGCGAUGCAACACACAUCAGCUAGUUCAUCCUCUUCUCUUCAGUGCAAUAAUUUUGAUAAGUGUUUUGACAAACCAAAUACUGUCUCUGCUCAAGAAAAUAGAAUUAAGGACGUUACAAGGUCAAAAGUCAUGACUGACCUAAAGCACGAUGGUUUGGAAUUUACUCAUAAUUUUAAAGCUCGGCCUCUAAAUAAGAAGAUACUUUCUAGUAAAGGAGAUAUUGGUGUUUUCUGGAACAGAAAGCAGGAAACCACAGUGCCAGUGGAUUUUAAUUUUCAUACAGAGAAGAGGGUUCAACCGAACCCUCCGAUCGAACUAUUUAGCAAGAUGUCCUUGACAUCUGAACUCCAGCCAAAUAAUGGAUCUCAGACAAAACUAUCUCCGCAUUCCAACAUGCUCAGAGGGGAUUCAAAAGAAAAUAUAUUAGGUUCUGUUCAUCCAGUGCGAAAGGAAAAGCAUCCCAUAUUUUGUGGAAGGCAAAACCAAUGUGGAAGUAACGAUUGCAGCAGUGAAGCUAGUACGGUGUUUAGUGCCAGGAGGAGCUUGGGCAUCCGGUGAAAUCAAACGAAGGCAAUGUUAAACAAGCUUCUGUCACAGGCAUCAGAUUCGAAUUGCUGUUGAGAUGGAAGUUCGACGAGUCCAUAGUUCAAUCUGAACAUUGCGUAAAAAUUCUUCUCAGAUGAAAGAUAGUUCUACGACUGCUGUAUAGAAGUAUUUGUACAAAAAGCAAGACAAUACUUCAGCUCAGAAGAAAUCAACACACCAUGAUCAUGUAUCUUGAACAACUGCCCCUUGAUCAUAGUAUAAUAAAUACAUUAGAAAGAGUUGUAUAGCCUGAGCUUUUCAAUAUCUUUAACAUUUUUUUAGCAUUGAAUCAUAUAUACCAAUGUCACAUUCUGUAA